AUGGUAGCCCAAGUAACAAAAAGUGGUCUUGUAGUGGUUCCGGAGCCAGGUCUAUAACAGGCUAGUAAAAGUUUAUAACCACAGAAAAGGGCCCAUUUUAUACGCGUACUUUUGCUAAUAAAACACUCAUAGUAGACUUGGCGAGCACCACUUAGAUCAAUAAUACACUUAUAGUUGGACUACGCAGAACUAUUUGCUCCUGCGAAGCCAGCUAUGAGCAUCUAACAGAACCAGCCACCACGACUUAAGCCCAUAAUACACUUAUAGUUAGACUCCGGAGAACCAUUUGCUCCCGCGAAGCUCACUAUUAGCAUUUAAUAGAACCAGACAGGCGUGUAACGUACUCCGCGCUUCUAUUACUAGCUACUUCAAACAUUUGUGAAUUGUUAUUGUGUUAUGUUGUGCGGUCGUGGAGAAAAAUAAAAAAAAUAAAAGGUAAGUUCAUCUAUUAUAUAUAAAAUAUAUUAAUAAGUAUUUCGCACGAAAUAUUAUACGUGCAUACGUGUGUGCACGGCAAACGCGUAAGUAUUUUCGGUGAAGUAUAUUGUGUUUUACAUCUCAAUUUUUGUUCGCCUUUUGAACACGGCGUAUUUACAAAGUUGUGUUUAAAAAUAAUAUUAGUCCUAACAGCAUUGUCGCGCCAUAUUGUGACGAAUUAGAGUUCCGCACACAAAUGUCUUAAAUGCUUGCUAAACUAAGAGUUUAUUAUUUUUAUGUUUUAGUUGUGACUUGGAUCGAACUACUAUGGUCAUAUUUCUAGACGUAGACCGUUUUUUGACUAAAAAUGAUAUCCGAGCCUUAAAAACUGCGAGAUGGCCUUGGAUUGAAACUCAUUUCUUGUUAUCUCGCAAUUGCCAUGGUUGUGGCAAGAGAGUUUCAACAUAUUCUGGAGAAAGGCCAGUUCAUAUUGUUUUGAAGGAAGAACACAUAAAAUUAUUGUUAAACGAAAAAAAUUUUUGGUGUGAAAAUUGCAACUUCGCCGUUUAUGACCAUUUCACUAGUGACGAAUGUGAACUAGGUAAUUAAUUUUAUUACUUCAUUUCAUAAAUAUUUUUUAAAGAUUGUAAUUGCUGCUUGGUGGAAAUCAUCCGUAAAUAUACUAGAUAAGUAUUUCUAGGGUUUAACCUGUGGUAUAACUGCGGGGAAUCCCUGUGUUAUGUAGGUAAUGUUUGAACUGAAGUUAGCCGCGCGCGCGGGAUAGCUGGCGCGGCGCUCGCUCGCCAGUCGCAUGCCGCGUGCGUGUCUGUUCUUGUUCAGUAAGCUCUUAGUUAGCUGUGCUAAUGUGAUGACGGCGGACGUGCGUGAAUAAUAUUGAGCAAUAAUUUUUCGUUUACAUCACAAAGGUUGAUGUUAUGCACUGCUUACUUAACCUGUUCAUCUGACGCCCACUAGCACCAAAGAUAAACCACCGGCGCCGGUUAACCGAACUUUGACAACAUCAUACCAUAGGAACAUAUUUUGGGAUAAGUAUUGGUGCAGGUGGGAACUAAGGACUAAAAUUUCAAUUGUUCUUGCAUCUUGACUCAUGACGCCUUGCGUACCUGAACCGGUGCUUUUCUUAGUGCUUACGUUCGUCCCUAAUAUUCUACCUAUAUCGUUUAAGCAAAAUUGUAUUACGUGCAAAUUAACUUGUGUGCGUUUCACAAGUGAGCUCUCUUUUCGUUAUGUUGGCAGCAUGCGAAAUUGUUCGAAAAUAAUCCGUAGGCUCAUGUAAUAAGGACGUUCAUUAAAGAAUGGGCAUAAGGACGUCCUUAUUGCAUCUCCAUACAGAUUAUUUUUGGACAAUUCGCAAUGCUGCCAAUAUAACGGAGCUCUAUGUAAACUAUUGCAUCUGUCUCCGUAAGUUCGUUCGGUUUGUUUCUUAUGGUUUGAUGUAUUAUAAAAUGUAUUUAUAGUUACAUGUAUUUUUUUACAGAUUCCUGCCAUGCCUUUCUCAGUAGUGCAAACAAUUGAAAAAGGCGAAUUAAGAUUAACGGCCGUACCAGAUCUGUGGGUGCAUAAUAAAUUACUUUUUUGGCCAAAGAAGUCAGCAGAUAAAUUAAGGAGGCAGGAAAAUAGUUCACCUGAUGCUUCUUGGGAAAUCAUGUCAUGUGAUGUAAAAAGAAAAAAUCUUAAAACAUUUCAAGAGGCACAGGAUGAAAUUAAUACAAUGAGUGACAAAUCAGAUACUGAAACUGACGAAGGAGAUACGAACCGUCGAUCAUUACGCAAGGAAAAAUAUCCCUUGCCAGAUAAAUCUUUCAACGAAUUGGCGAAGACUUUAACAGAUAAUCAUAAUCAAAUGCUAAGUACCACAACACCAGUCACUCAAGUAGCCCAGAAAUCCCAAGAAGACACAAAUUGCUGUUUUGUGCCCCAAGACCAGAUUGUUGGUACAGUCGAGGGCAAUAUUCCUGUCACAAUUCCGGAAUCGAAUUUCCUCUUUUAUACACAUACAGAACCGGAAAUUUCAACACCAACUAACGAGAUUGAAGCUAUUAAGGAGAGCAUAGCAACCAUUAUAGCCAAUCAAAAUUCCUUACAUGAAAUCCAAACUAAUAUGUGUGUAAAGAUCUCAGAAAUACAAACAGAGCUAAGAUCAUUCAUAAAAAUGAGCGUAUCACAAAAAAGAGUUGACGAAGAGCCAACUCUAAUAAAAAAUAUCAAAGACCUUGAGGAAUUUGAAAAAAAUCUAUCAAAUAGAACAUUCAAAGAUAACAUGUUGAUGAAAUUUGUCGGUGUGUGUUCUAAAGGUUUGGGCAAAGGCGGCGUAAAUGCCUACCACUUGGUCGAUUCUUUGUUUGAAAGAAAUUUUCUUAAGCAAUGUACGUGGACUGGCUUUUCCAAGAAAGAAGCAGUAAAAAUAUGUUUUAAAGCGUUUACGAGAACGAUUUCUCUUUUUUUUGAUAUUAUCCACGCAACAGAUGAAAGUUUUACAAAAGUGGACUGCGAUAAAUUUUUUAAAACUAUUUUGAAAAAUGCUCAUAAACGCAGCGAAAGCAAUCAGAGGAUGUCGGCUCCAAAAGUUAGAGUAAUAAAGAGAAAAAGGACAGCAAAAACUCUUCCAAUAGAUGUGCCGAUUGAGAAUGUUAACGGAGAGGGCUCCGGUCAAAACAGCGUCGAGACUCCCGAUUUAAACAAUGAAGAGAGAUCUGACCAAAAUGAUGUUGAGAUUUUCUAUCAAAGUGAUGAAGAGAGGCCUGAUAAAACGACGAAGGGAUGUCCGACUAAUUGAGUACGUAGUUAAUGUUUUCAUAUAAUGUUUACACACCUACAUUUGGUAACUCGAUUCAUUUUUUGUCGCUGAUUUUUGAAUAAUCCUAGAUUAGGUGGGAAUAAUUAAUUAUUGAUGGUGAUAUUACUUAACAAGAGGUUAAGUUUUCAUAGUUGUUAUUUCUAAGUUUAUUUUAAAGUUCCUUUGGUAGCUAAGACUUGUUGGUUGAAUAAAAGAGCACCUAUUUAACUAAACGUGAAAAAAGUGAUUUUUGAUGUACCUAUAUAACAAAAUUUUGUAUUGUAGUACUUAUACCUAAAAUUAAAAAGCAAACAAGCUAUGUAGAAAAUAGUAGUACCAAUAGUAAAAGCUGUUUGUAUUGAUGAAUGCUAUCAUCUGCUUAUGGGAUCAAAACCUUCGAAACGGGUUGGAAGAUUUUUGUGUGGAGCCUGAGGGGUUGCGUCCCACCUACAACUUUUCUUGUGAAAAGUCGUAGCCAUUGAUGGAACUUCCAUAAAUCGAUAGAUUGUUUCAAUACGAAUCGAAACUGAAGAGUGAUAAAAUCUCUUAAAGUGUCACAUUUCCGAGAUACAGGCCAUCAAACGUUCUAAUAUUGGAGUUUUGAAACUUUUGACAGCCUUUACCUUGGAAAUGUGAGAUUUUAUCACUCUUUAGUUUCAAUUUGUAUUAAAGCGAACUAUCGAGUUAUGGAAGUUCCAUCAAUGGCUGCGACUUUUCACAAAAAAGUUGUAGGUAGGCCGGGCCCAACCUAGGCCAAAUGCUGUUUUUACCAUAGUUUUGUAUAUUUUUUUUAAUUUGUUGGAAUUGUGAGUUUUGUUCAUUAAUUUUUAAGCACAUAAUUUUUUAAUGUUAAAUUUUUUAACUUUUUUUGUUUAACCUACAACUAUAGAGUAUUUCGUUAGCAUAACUUAGUAAUCUGACGAAUUUUGGCUAUUAAUUUUAAAGUCACGUUUGGUUAGUCAAAAAUUAUAUUUAUUUUUAUCUAUAUGUAAGCAUAAAUAAAGGAAAGGAAGUAUUUGAUACACAAGAUACUGAAGGACUUGUAAUUGUGAUAAAUGAUUGUGACUGUUUCUUGUCAAUAUGCUAAAGGAAAGGAACGUGAUUACCUCAUUGAUUAUACCUUUUAAGAUUGAUUUUGGUCUCGCUUUAAGAUUAUUGUAAUAAAAAAAAUUGUUAUUGAAAUAAUAAAACUUUAAUUUUGAUUA
Maniola jurtina (meadow brown) is the source of this 4419-nucleotide messenger RNA. RefSeq lists its product as uncharacterized. The transcript has 2 exons. The record is from RefSeq and is a predicted model, not a curated record. NCBI's taxonomy places the organism in Eukaryota, Metazoa, Arthropoda, Insecta, Lepidoptera, Nymphalidae. Bases 1925 to 3214 code for a protein of 429 amino acids.